UUUAAUGUUUUUUUUGAACCCACUCUUCUCAGUUUCAGCAUUUGCAAAGAAACCAAAGACACGGGAGGCAGAGGAGGGUUCAUCUGUGGUCUUUGAAGCAGAGACAGAGAAGUCUGACGUUAAAGUAAAAUGGCAGUGCAACUCAAAGGAUGUUGCCACUGGUGACAAAUAUGUCAUCACAGCUGAUGGAAACAAGCACUCCCUUACUAUAAAAGCAGUCACCAAAGAAGAUGCCACUGUCUAUGCAGUGAUUGCUGGUGGUUCAAAGAUCAAGUUUGAGCUGAGAGUCGUAUCAAAGCCAGAAGCUCCUGCUGAGGCUCCAGCUGAUGGAGCUGGGGAGUCCAACACACAACCAGAGCAGGCCCCUGCUCCACCUGCAGCAGCACCUGGACAAGGAGAAGUUUCUGCUCCAGCACAGGAUGCUUCCCCUGCUGAAGAAGUACAUCCUCCAGACACCAGACAGGACUUGACUGGACUCUUUGCAGAGAAACCUCGGAGUGGAGAGGUCACUGUCGGUGAAAACAUCACAUUUGUGGCUAAAGUGAAUGCUGAGUCACUGCUGAAGAAACCAGCUGUUAAAUGGUUCAAAGGGAAGUGGAUGGACCUCGCCAGUAAGUCUGGAAAACACCUGCAGCUAAAGGAGACAUAUGACCGCAACACCAAGGUGUACACAUUUGAGAUGCAAAUCAUUGCUGCUAAGCCAAACUUUGCAGGAGGUUACAGAUGUGAGGUUUCAUCCAAGGACAAGUUUGACAGCUGCAACUUUGAGUUGACUGUUCAUGAGGCUCGUGCUCCUGAAGGUCUGGACAUAAGAGCAGCUUUUAGGCGCACGAGUGAAGGCGGUAAGAAGAGAAGUGGACCAGGAGCAAGUAGCACAGAUGGAAAUGAAGAUUCAGGGGAGCUGGACUUCAGUGCUUUACUAAAAAAGAGAGACAGUUUCUUUAAAUCCUCAAACCGAGCCAUACAGGUGAAUACGGAGCCUGAUGUGGACGUGUGGGACAUUCUCCGUGGCGCUCCCGCUUCUGAAUAUGAAAAGAUUGCUUUCCAGUAUGGUAUUACAGACCUGAGAGGAAUGCUCAAGAGACUGAAGAAGAUGAAGAAGAAAGAAGAGAAGAAAAGUGAAGCUUUCCUCAAAAAGUUGGACCCAGCCUACCAGGUAACAAAGGGACAUAAGAUAAAACUUGCAGUUGAGGUUGCCAAUGCAGAUGUGGAAGUGAAGUGGCUGAAGAAUGGACAAGAAAUUCAAAAAUCUGGAAGCAAGUAUAUAUUUGAGAGUGUUGGCAAUAUGCGCUACCUGACCAUAAACCACUGCUCUUUGGCGGAUGAUGCAGCUUACACCUGUGUGGUUGGAGAUGAGAAAUGCACCACUGAGCUCUUUGUUAAAGAGCCUCCUGUCACAAUUGUGAAAAAUCUGGAAGAUCAGAUGGUCAUGAAGGGUGAGCGGGUGGAGUUAGAGUGUGAAGUCUCUGAGGACGGAGCCAAUGUUAAAUGGGAGAAAGAUGGAGUGGAACUGACCAGAGAUGAGUCUUUCAAAUAUCGAUUCAAAAAAGAUGGCUGCAAGCAUGUGCUCAUUAUUAACGAGGCCACCAAAGAAGACUGCGGCCACUACAAGGUCAAGACAAAUGGCGGCGAGUCCAUGGCUGAACUCCUGGUGCAGGAGAAAGAACUGGAGGUCUACCAGAGCAUUGCAGACCUCACAGUGAAGGCAAAAGACCAGGCAGUAUUUAAGUGUGAGGUGUCAGAUGAAAACGUGAGGGGAACCUGGUUCAAGAAUGGUGUAGAAGUCAAGUCUGACACCAGAGUAAAUAUCUCACAUAUUGGCAGGAUCCACAAACUGACCAUUGAUGAUGUCAAACCAGAGGAUGAGGGAGACUACACGUUUGUGCCAGAUGGCCACGCCUUCAACCUCUCUGCUAAACUCAACUUCUUGGAGGUGAAGAUUGAUUAUGUGCCACGCCAAGAUCCUCCUAAGAUCCACCUUGACUGUAUGGGUCGCACUGCUGAUUCAACCAUUGUGGUGGUGGCUGGAAACAAACUGCGUCUAGAUGUCCCCAUCACUGGAGAUCCCGCUCCCACAGUGAUCUGGACCAAACAAGAGAAGGCUAGUUCUGUAAAACCUGAUGGAGAAGAUAACGGAGAACACACAGCCUCUUGGACCCUGAAUGACGGAGGGGUCAUCACAGAAGGAGAUGGUAGGGUCCAUGUGGAAUCCACCAAGGGCCAUUGUAUCUUUACUAUCGAAGGGGCAGAGAGGCAGGAUGAGGGGGUUUAUUCUGUCGUGGUGCGAAAUCCUGCUGGGGAAGAUACUGCUGAUAUAAAUGUGAAAGUUGUGGACGUACCGGAUCCUCCUCAAGCUCCAAAAAUCCUCAGUGUGGGUGAAGAUUCCUGCAUUGUUCAAUGGGAGCCCCCUAAGUUUGAUGGCGGACAACCAAUCAUUGGGUAUGUGCUGGAGAGAAAGAAGCUGAAGAGCUACAGGUGGAUGAGACUGAACUUCGACCCUUACCCUGGAACAACGUACGAGGCCAGGCGCAUGAUUGAGGGUGUCCAGUAUGAGAUGCGGGUCUAUGCUGUCAAUGGCAUCGGCAUGUCUCGUCAUAGUCCUGCCUCACAGCCUUUUGUUCCAGUCGCCCCUACAAGUGAACCUAUUGGACUGUGCGUGGAUGACAUCAAUGACACUUCCAUCACGUUGAAGUGGCGGGCUCCAGAGAGGAUCGGCGCAGCCAUGCUCGAGGGUUACGGGGUUGAGUACUGCAAAGAGGGCACUGAUGAAUGGAUCCCAGCGAUGGAGGGUCUGACAGACAGGACAUCAAUAACGAUCAAAGAUCUCACCACCGGAGACAAACUGCAGUUUCGUGUGCGAGCCUACAACAUGGCGGGACCCAGUGCUCCGGCCACUCUGGCUCAGCCUGUCACCAUCAGAGAGAUAAUGCAACGCCCAAAAAUUUGGCUUCCCAGAAAUCUUCGCCAGACUCUCAUCAAAAAAGUUGGAGAGACUGUGAACAUUGUGAUUCCUUUCCAGGGUAAGCCAAGGCCAAAGGUAAUUUGGAGCAAAGAAGAGGAGCCCCUGAACCCCUCAUUUGCUAGCGUGAGGAACAGCGAAGUAGACACAAUCCUCUUCAUCCGUAAGACAGAGAGAAAACACUCGGGGCAGUAUGACCUCAAGGUGCAGAUUGAGAACGUGGAAGAUACAUCAAAAAUCACACUGCAGAUAGUUGAUCUCCCAGGGCCUCCUGAGGCUCUGAAGAUUGUGGAUACCUGGGGUUUCAAUGUGGCACUUGAGUGGAAGCCACCAAAGGACAAUGGUAAUUGUGAAAUAACUGGUUACACCAUUCAGAAAGCUGACAAGAAGACCAUGGAGUGGUACACAGUCCACGAUCAGUACAGGCGAACACAUUGUGUCGUGUCGGACCUUAUCAUGGGGAAUGAGUAUGUCUUCCGGGUGUUUUCCAUCAACCUGGUUGGUCUCAGUCCAGAUCCCUGCACCACAAAGGACAGUGUAUACAUCCAGAAAACAGGUAUCAUGUAUAAGUCACCCUCCUAUAAGGAGCAUGAUUUCUCGGAGCCUCCAAAGUUCACACAUCCUUUGGUGAGCCGCUCCAUCAUAGCCGGAUACAGCGCCACCCUCAGCUGUGCAGUGCGGGGAAUACCAAAGCCCAAAGUGACCUGGUAUAAAAACAAAAUGGACAUCUCAAAUGAAGCCAAGUACCGGAUGCUCAGUAAGCAAGGUGUCCUGACGCUGGAGAUUCGUAAGCCCUGUCCGUUCGAUGGAGGAGUGUACAUGUGCAAGGCUGUCAACGAUAGCGGAGAGGACACAGUGGAGUGUAAACUGGAGGUUCGCCCUCAAAUAGCAAAAGAAGAAAAGAAAGACGUAAAGAAGUGAGAGGCUCUAGCUGUGACUGACGGGAUGAUGGAUUCCAGCAUGUUGACUGUUUCAUCAUUAAAAACUGUCUGAAUCACAAACUGUCCUACAGUGUAAUCAAUA
Melanotaenia boesemani (Boeseman's rainbowfish) is the source of this 3982-nucleotide messenger RNA. RefSeq names its product myosin binding protein C3 (gene mybpc3). The record is from RefSeq and is a predicted model, not a curated record. The transcript has 33 exons. The coding region runs from base 5 to 3880 and encodes 1291 amino acids. Gene Ontology annotation, molecular function: protein binding. NCBI's taxonomy places the organism in Eukaryota, Metazoa, Chordata, Actinopteri, Atheriniformes, Melanotaeniidae.